CAGCACGAGCAGGGGUCGGCCGAGGCCAUGCUGGUACUCGGGCCGCUGGUGCAGAUGCGCGACCACAGCAUCACCACCCGCGACGGCGCCAGCAUCGAAGCGCGCAGCUACCGGCCGGCGGACGCGCCAGCCGACGAACCACUGCCCGUGUACCUGUACUUUCACGGGGGCGGGUUCCUGACGGGCACGCUGGCGUCCGAGGACGCGGCGUGCGCGGCCACGGCCCUGCGCGGCCACGUCGCCGUGCUCAACGUCAACUACCGCCAUACGCCCGAGCACGCGUUCCCCACCGCCUGGUUCGACUCCCAGGACGCCUUUGAGUGGCUGCACGACAACAUGGCCGCCGUCGGCGGCGACCCGCUCCGCGUCGUCGUCGGCGGCGUGUCGGCCGGCGCGCAGCUGACGGCUGCGCUCGUGCUCGGCCAGCACCUCGGCCGCGUGGCCGCCAGCCGCCCCCGCAUCGCCGGCCAGGUCCUCGUCAUCCCGCUGCUGGUGCACCCGGACCACUACGGGCCGCAGGCGGCGCAGCUAAGUGACGUCGCGCUGUCGUCGUAUGUCGAGAACCACGACGCGCCGAUGCUGCCCGUGUCGGUGAUCCGCCUGUUUGUCGACCUGCUGCGCAUCGGCGAGAUCCAUGAUGGCGACCUGCUGGCCAACCCCGGCAACGCGACCCCCGCCGACGUCCGCGGCCUGCCGCCUACCGUGUUCGGCGUCGCCGGCCUCGACCCCCUGCGCGACGAGGGCCUGCUGUUCGCCAAGAAGCUCGCCGAGGCCGGGGUUGCGACCGACGUGACGCUGUUCCGGGGCGUGCCGCACGCGUUCCGCGGCUUCGGUGACGAGCUGUCGGCCUCCAAGCACUGGGACGAUGUCGUGGGGAAUGGCAUUGCCUGGGCGCUGAGCAAGCCCGCGCCGACGGGCGUGUUCGAGAUCAAGGAGAAGCGGUAAGCGGAGAGCGCAGGUGUCGAGUUGUUUCAUGUCCACCCUGAAAGGAGGCAAUCCUUGGUCUUGUGGUGUCCCUGCUGCUUCAACGUCGCUGUGGAAAGGAAGCUCCAAGUGAUUAAUAGAGCGUACCAGGCCUAGAACUAGAGCUAGACCCGAUUUAAUUACCACCUCGCGUAGAAAAUGCCUGCC
Messenger RNA from Lasiosphaeria miniovina, 1131 nucleotides. RefSeq names its product esterase/lipase. Lineage: Eukaryota; Fungi; Ascomycota; Sordariomycetes; Sordariales; Lasiosphaeriaceae. Bases 28 to 945 code for a protein of 305 amino acids. The transcript is spliced from 2 exons. The record is from RefSeq and is a predicted model, not a curated record. Gene Ontology annotation, molecular function: hydrolase activity.